UUUAGACAGACAGAUUGAGAUUGAAGUUUCUAUACGAUUUGCAUUUCAUUCAUUUGUGAUUAAUUGUUAUAGUAUAAGAAUAUCUUAAUUUUCUUAAUAAGUACAAUGGCUGGAAUCAAAGGUUUGGUGUCUUUGGCAUUUGCUGGUUCCAUUGGUAUGACAUUUGUUAUACUAGCGUGUGCUCUACCUCAGUUCAAAUUAUGGUGGCCAUUUUUUGUGGUGAUUUUCUACAUUCUGUGUCCAAUUCCAACAAUGAUUGCCCGUCGUCACACAGAUAGUGCGGGUGGCACCAACAACUCUUGUAUGGAGACUGCUAUUUUCAUCACCAUGGGCAUCAUUGUUAGCUCUUUUGCACUACCCAUUGUGCUGGCUCGAGCUACUGUGAUAUUAUGGCCCGCAUGCUACCUGACAUUGGCGGGCAAUGUGAUUGUUUACUUGACUAUCAUCGGUUUCUUCACAAUUUUCGACAUGGAAGAUUCAGAUUAUGCGAUGUGGUGAGAAAUAUAAAAACAUCCUUAUUCCUUGGAUCAAAACAGAGACAAUCAGCUGAUUUUUGUAUAACAUUGUGGUUUGUCUACAUAAGUCUGAAAUUAUGAUACUGAUAGUGUUUUUUAAAAUUGAUGUUAAGUAUAUCCAAUGCCUUCAAAUGUUGUUUGUAAUAUUGAAGUAGGUGGAUACGAUUUGCAUCUAUUAAAAUUUGCUUAUGCGAAAUUGAGGUAUGCUUAAUACAUACUGUAAAACCAGAUUAGAUUGGAUCAGUGUAAAAUAAACUCGUUU
This is a messenger RNA of Papilio machaon (common yellow swallowtail), 777 nucleotides long. RefSeq names its product leptin receptor gene-related protein. Gene Ontology annotation, cellular component: endosome. The record is from RefSeq and is a predicted model, not a curated record. Gene Ontology annotation, biological process: late endosome to vacuole transport via multivesicular body sorting pathway. The coding region runs from base 106 to 498 and encodes 130 amino acids. Lineage: Eukaryota; Metazoa; Arthropoda; Insecta; Lepidoptera; Papilionidae. The transcript is spliced from 4 exons.